GGUUGCCAUUUCCUUCUCCAGUGCAUGAAAGUGAAAAGUGAAAGUGAAGUCGCUCAGUCGUGUCCGACUCCUAGUGACCCCAUGGACUGCAUAUUCAGUGCUCAAUAAGCACUUUGAUUUAGUCAGGCAGUCCAUGCCUGGGGCUGUUGUGGUAACCACCCCCAGCUUCUUGAGAAGUCCAGAGCCCACCAGGAAUUUCACGCAGCCUGCAAAGGCUCUCACUGCCCCCAGCCAGAGUCAAGGGCUUCCUCUUGCCCUGGUAUUUCCUGGGAGCUCCUGGGGCAGAAGACGUGCUAGCCUUGGGGGCGCACCUAACAGCCUGGGGACCACAAAGGCAAAGGAAACCGCCUUCCCCUCCCAUCUCCUCCUCCACACCCCUUUGUUUUCAAGCACCCAUCUCCACCAGCUCUGCUGUGACCCCUAUACCUGUUCCAGAGUCACCAACUUGCCAUCCCAUUUUCCAGUAAAGAUCUAGGAAUCCCCAUUCCAGAACCCACCCACCAUCCCCACCUGCUGCAGCUGAGACCCCAGAGCCCCUGUCAUCACCUGGGACCCUCAAAAAGUGAGUGAUGCCUCUCUCAUCACAGGGCAAUGUAGGAGCGGGGAGGGUGGGGCAGGAUGCUGGAGUGGGUGGAGCCAGGGCCACUUCCUUUCCCCUUGGGGCCCUUGACCGCCAGUCUUGCCCCAGCUUCAGGAGGAGUUGGAGCAGCCUGGUCGCAGCCCUGUGCCCUUUUCAAGUGAGCUGGUCCCAACUCCUGCUCAUGCCUUUUGCUUUGGAAAUGAUCCUGCUUCUCCUCCUCUUCGGGAGCAUGAGGGCGGAAAACCUGACUGAAGUGUCUCCAAGCAGCUCUCCUUUGCGGAUAUCUAAACCCACAACAUACUUUCUUUCUUCUUCGGUCUCUGGGAAGCUAACAGUCAACUCAGUGACAACCAGUCUUACAACAAAGACGGUCUCUAAGAUGAGUGAUAACCUUGAGCACCAGACUUUCCCGCCUUCCUAUAUACCCAGUGUGGUGUCCUCUCUUGAAACUUCCCCUGCUGCCAGCAGGGACAGUCCUGUAUCUGAGUCAACAAUCUCCCAGGAGGAUUCAACCGAGAAGUCAGCAAUGCCCAUGAAAAUCUCUGAUACCCCCAGCAUACCUGGUGUCUCAGUAAUGAAACCUACAGGACUCCCUACUAUGACUGGUGAAACCGUGGCAACUAGCCCUCUGGAUACCUCCAGUGGGACCAGUGGAACCCCUGUCACCAUGGCAACUAGCCCUCUGGAGACCUCCAGUGAGACCAGCAAAGUCCUAUUAACUAUGGCAACUAGCUCUCUGGAGAUCUCUGGUGGGACCAGCAGACCUCCUGUCACCAUGGCAACUAGCCCUCUGGAGACCUCCAGUGAGACCAGAAAAGUCCUAUUAACUAUGGCAACUAGCUCUCUGGAGAUCUCUGGUGGGACCAGCAGACCUCCUGUCACCAUGGCAACAAGCUCUCUGGAGACCUCCAGUGGGACCAGGGAACCCCUUGUCACCACAGCAACUAGCUCUCUGAAGACCAUCAGUAUGACCAGUGGAUCCCCUGUCAUCAUGAAAACUGGCCCUCCUAAGACCUCCAAGGGGACCAGUGGACUCCUGGUCACCAUGCCAGCUACCUCUCUCAAGACUCCCAUGGGGACCAGUGGCCCCACUAGCCAUGGCGUAACAACAUCCAGCCCAAAUACCUCCACAGAUGUAAGUAGGAGGGACAAACCAAUUCCAGCUCAGGGGACAAACGGCAUCCUGCUGGUGGUUGUGCUCGUGGCCCUGCUGGUGGUCGUUGUCCUCGUGGCAUCAGCCCUGUUGUGGUUCCGGCGGCAGAAGCGGAAGACGGGAGUCCUGACGCUGAGCAGAAGUGGAAAACGCAAUGGGGUGGUAGAUGCCUGGGCUGGGGUCGCCCGGGUGUCUGAUGAGGAGGCCAUGACAGCGACAGAGGGAGCGUCUGGGGGGAACAAUGACUCUGAUGGCCCCCGCAGGGAGGGGUCUGCCCAGCGACCCACACUCACCACUUUCUUUGGUAGACGGAAGUCUCACCAGGGCUCCAUGGCGCUGGAGGAGCUAAAGGCAGGGGCAGCCUCCAGCUUAAAGGGGGAAGAGGAGCCGCUGGUGUGCAAAGAGGAUGAGGGUGCAGAGGCCCCUACUUCUAAUGGGCCAGAAGUGAGAGAGGUGAAGACCCCUUAAUGCUCAAGAAUCUCAAGGCUAGAGUUUAGAACCAUUCCUGCUUUUAUCACCUUCCCUCCCAUCAUCACCAAGAGGUUGAUAUCCAGCCUCCUCAUCCGUCACCCAGCAUUUUCACCCAGCGCUCUUUGGAUUUUAAUACAGCAUCUUCACCCUCAAUCUUCAUUCAGCUUCUUAACCCUGGCUCUUUUAGCCAGCAUCCACCCCCAGCAUCCACCCCCAGCACCUAGACCAGGGCCUACACCCACUGAACACUUGCAGAUGGAACGAAUGAAACUUCCUCAUCAACCCCUACUUCUCCCCAUCACAUUUUCUCCACAUUUUGGUCCUUGAAACUAGCUGCCGAGUCUCUGGAAAUGCCAAACUUCCUGGAUUGAUGAUUUCUCAGCUGAUUCCCCACAAAUAUCAGGGAAGAAGGAAUUGGCAACCCAGCAACCUCCCACUUCAGGAUUACUCUGGAAAGUACAUAAUGGCCCCAUGGAUUAGGACAUUUGUAGUAGAUUAGCCCAUGAACUGCCUGUAACUCUGGGUGCCAGUGGUCUGUGCCAGGCUGGCCCAGAGCAUGGGCUGGGUGGCGUCACCUCGGGGUGCUUUCAGUGUAUCUGUGACAGCCCCAGGCCCCUAGACUGGCCCAUGGUCCCAGCUGCCACACUCCCCCCAACUCUGGAUGGAGGCGGCCAGAGGCUUCGGUUGUUUCUCCUCCCAAGAGCAGAGGUGAGAAGUUUCUGGGCAGGUGUAGUUCUUAGAAGUCUUGGCGUCUGCGUGGGUCCACUCAUGCGUGCGGUUUGUGUGCAGGAGGCAAGGACUUGGUGAUGUUGUGAACGACAGUGGGGAGCAGUACAGACAGUGUAAGGGAGGGGCAGGAAAGGCUGCGGAGGCUGGGGAGAUGCCACCCUAAAGAGGUGCUGAGAACAUAGGCACCCUUGUCUUUGCUCAGAUGGGUGGGGAUGGAAAAUUUAGUUCUGUCUGGCCUGGCGUGAGAGAAAGACUGCAUGUGUGACUGAGUGUCGUUCUUCAACUCAGCCUCAAAGUACCCCGUAACCUCUACCCCUAUCCCCACUUCCCCCCCCACCCCUCCAGCCACACCCUCCCCCGCUUGCCACCCCCUACUCUUUCAUCCAUCAUCCCCUCCCCUCCCCCCACCACCCCUCCAAUGGGCACACUGAGUCCCAGGACUCACUGAUGCUGUUACCUGUUCAAUGUGUUUGUGAGAGAGGGAGCUGUGACAGGUCCCAGAAGCAGGAGCAUCCCUGUGGCUCUGGGAUGGAGAAAAGGGGAACAGACCCAGCUGCACUAUCUCUGAGACCAGCCCAGGCCAGUGCCCUGGGCACCACGUGGACCCGGAGGCCGUUGGUAUUUCCCCAGAACAAAGAGGAUUUUCAAAGAGGAAGUUGUUAAGAGGAGCAGUGACCAAGAGCAGACGUACUGACCUACAAAAGGAGAGGCCAGGGGACACCAUGGUGGUGUGACUGCCAGGUGGUUUGGAUCGGAGGGGAUGUGGGAGACUGGGAGAGGGCUGGGUCAGACAGUUCAUGGGAGGGUGGGGGAGAGAUGGGGAGAGAAGUGGCGGAAAGUGGCUAGGGACCCACCCAGAAUUGUGCCACCCACACCUGGGGAAGCAGGGGUGGAAAUCUAGUCUUCCGCACACAUGUCUGGGUGCCCUUUUUUUGUUUUGGCCAUGCCGUGCAAGCAGGAGGGAUCUUAGUUUCGCAACCAGGUACGGAACCCGUACCCUUUGUCAAAAUAAAUAAAUAAAAAAUAAAAUAUUUAAAAUACU
Capra hircus (goat) is the source of this 3975-nucleotide messenger RNA. RefSeq names its product sialophorin (gene SPN). Bases 570 to 2201 code for a protein of 543 amino acids. Gene Ontology annotation, cellular component: external side of plasma membrane. The record is from RefSeq and is a predicted model, not a curated record. NCBI's taxonomy places the organism in Eukaryota, Metazoa, Chordata, Mammalia, Artiodactyla, Bovidae. The transcript has 2 exons. Gene Ontology annotation, molecular function: heat shock protein binding; transmembrane signaling receptor activity. Gene Ontology annotation, biological process: regulation of immune response; defense response to bacterium; cell surface receptor signaling pathway.